Molecule: messenger RNA, 717 nt
Organism: Naegleria gruberi
Lineage: Eukaryota; Heterolobosea; Eutetramitea; Acrasida; Naegleriidae
Exons: 1
Coding region: 1-717 (238 amino acids)
Source: RefSeq, a predicted model, not a curated record
AUGCAUCAAAAAACGCUUGAAAUUGAAAAGGGCGAAAGUUUUGAUGAAAAGAUUGCCAAAGUUCCAAUUCUAAACAAUUUGAAAAGUAUUAGUCUUGUUUUAGAUUAUGACUAUGCAGAUUACUUAUUGAGCUUUCUUUUACUUUGUCCCAACUUGGAAGAAUUUCAUUUUAUUUAUGAAGAUGAUUUCACUGAUAGACAUUUAGAGGUUUUGGCAGAAACUUGUCCAAAAUUGAAGAAAUUUUCUUUGAAAUGUUCAGAUUCUGGUUCAUCUUUUGAAGCAUCUAUUUCAGAUAGUGGAAUAAUCAAUUUUUUAGAGAAACUACCAAAUUUGGAAUAUAUAGAUAUUCCAGCUGCGUGUGAAAUUUCAGGAUCUUGCCUUCAAAAACUUGGAAAUUUCCCCAAUUUGAGAUAUUUCAAUGUUGGACGAAACAAUAUCUAUGUUGGUGUUACAGCGCAACAUGAAGAUUUGUAUUUUGGCGGAAAUUCAAAUGAAAGAUUGGAAUUUGUUGGAAUUGGUAACUCGUAUGAAUUUGAAAAUGAAGAACAAAUGGACAAAUUAGCUCAAUCUUUGAAAAUUGUUGCUCCCAACUUGAAACGUUUUGAUUGGCUCGAGGAUAAUCCAAAAUUAAACAAGAAAAUUGCUGCACUUUAUCCAAACAUUGAACAGCCAACUAAGUAUGAUAUCAGAGAUGAUAGUGAGAAUAAUUCUGAAUAA